UUUUCCAUCUCUAAGCGCUACUGCUGAUAUUGAUUUUUAUUUUUGCGACGUUAUUUUGCUUGUUUAGAAAAUGCAGUCUGAAAAAACAAUCGAUAUUUACUUGGAAGCUAUGGAGGUGUUAAUACACCAUAUUCUAUACUCGCGGGGCGUUUAUCCGGCUCAGAUAUUCAAGAAACGUCGUAUUUACAACACCCCGGUCUUGGUCUCUAUUUUUCCGCCGCUCAACAAGUAUUUGGCGUCUGUUUUGCGAUCUGCCAGGGAAUUACUCGCCCACCAGGAGCUGCUAUGUUUGGAGGUGAUUAUUUACCAAAAGGAUAAUGAGCCAUUAGAAAGCUACCAGCUCCAGGUGGAGUCCCUUGAGGAUCCAGGUUCCAAGUCAGCGCCACAGGAUCCUAAUUUGAUGGAGUAUGAGCAACAGUUGCGCUCGGCAAUUUACAAACUAUCCGAGCGGGUAAAGCAUCUGCCCAGGCUUUCGCACGGUCGAUGCCUCUUUAAGGUCCAUGUGCACACUUUCCAGGAUGCAUUCGUCCGGCUGAGCCAUGACUCCCAGUACCAAGAGUUUCCCUAUCUCCAGAUCGAGAACUUCGAGUCGCAGGCGCCAUCGCAAAAGAUUUCCCUGCUUCCCUUGGCCAAAGUGGAAAAUGUUGGACUCAAAGUGCAGGCAUACAUCUUUGGCUGAAUCAUAUAUGUAUGUAGAUCUUAAGUCAGUAACUAAUUAAAUAUUAUUUGCAUUGCUAUUCAAAAGAGAUUGGUUCCGUUGAAAUUGCAUACAUCGACUAAGGUGGUUCGCUUCUUCUGUUAAGAAAUGUAAUGACAAUCUUUGGAUAACUCUAUACAUUCUUGACUAAAAUACUCACUGUUGGGUCUGAAAUCAUUAGUUCCUAGUUCAAUGACAAGCAAAGUUUACGUUUAAACAUUACCGCAAGUUAAUUAAUUUUAAACUAAAAUUUCACUUGUAUAUACAUAAAAUUAUAUAUAUUUACUUCCUUUUUAUUUGGAUAGUCGUUUGUUAAAUAUAAUUUAGUUAUUUAUUCAAAUUAUCGAUAAUAAGCUUAAGCUUGUCUUGUGGAUUCUACUAUUUAAUAAGUACUAAUUUUUAAAAUGAUAUUAGUUCAAUUUCACAGCUGCUUUAUACAAUAAACACAUAUGCAUGCAUAAAUAUACACAUAUACGCUAUAAAAUAAUCCAGAUAUGCGCAAAUUGGAUAAAAAUGAUUAAAAUAAAGAGAUGACUUCUGAAAAAGUUAA
Molecule: messenger RNA, 1247 nt
Organism: Drosophila serrata
Lineage: Eukaryota; Metazoa; Arthropoda; Insecta; Diptera; Drosophilidae
Gene: PolZ2
Product: DNA polymerase zeta subunit 2
Cellular component (GO): zeta DNA polymerase complex
Source: RefSeq, a predicted model, not a curated record